Molecule: messenger RNA, 1777 nt
Organism: Priapulus caudatus
Lineage: Eukaryota; Metazoa; Priapulida; Priapulimorpha; Priapulimorphida; Priapulidae
Product: ras-related protein Rab-21-like
Exons: 6
Biological process (GO): Rab protein signal transduction
Molecular function (GO): GTP binding; GTPase activity
Source: RefSeq, a predicted model, not a curated record
CCAUCUGCAUGUGUCAUGGAGGAAAAGUUUUAGCAGGAACUAAUAUUUAUAGCUAAAUCGUCUUGGACGUUUCCUUUUUUAUAUUAAUUAACCAUACCAUCAGAAACACUCUUUGCAUUCAAGUAACGUACGGAGUUUAUAAGUCAAGAUGACAGCAGAAAGUUCGGGAGCAGGAAGAACAUUUAAUUUUAAGAUAGUUUUGUUAGGCGAAGGUUGUGUUGGAAAAACAUCAUUGGUUCUUCGUUAUGUUGAAAACAAAUUUAAUGAUAAACACAUCUCAACACUUCAGGUAGUCUUUCUUACUAAAAAACUAAAUAUUGGGGAAAGAGAGUGAAAUCUGGCAAUUUGGGAUACAGCAGGCCAGGAAAGAUUUCAUGCACUUGGGCCAAUAUAUUAUAGAGACAGCAAUGGUGCAAUUUUAGUGUAUGAUAUAACAGAUGCAGACUCAUUCCAAAAGGUUAAGAGUUGGGUGAAAGAACUGCGAAAGAUGUUAGGAGAAGAUGUCUGUCUCUGUAUUGUUGGAAACAAAACUGAUCUAGAUAAAGACCGCCAUGUUACUGCAGAGGAAGCAGAAAGCUAUGCGAAUUCAGUAAGUGCAAGGCAUUUCCAAACUUCAGCCAAGUUGAAUAAAGGAGUAGAAGAAAUGUUUCUCGACCUUACUAAAAAGAUGCUGGAGACAGCAGCGGCGGAGAGUUCACAGCAGAAAGCUGGUGCUUCCAGAUCGACGCAGCGUAAGAAUGUGGUGAUCGUCGAUGAUGAGGAGGACUCCAGUCAUCAGAAGAAAGGCUGCUGCGGGUGAACACGUGCUGUAAUUGUGAUUUUGUCGGCCAGCACCUGGCCAUUUGGUACCUUUGCUGUAGAGUACGGACUAUAGGCUGUCUGGCAUUUACCGUCAUUGUUUUCCUCCACUUAAUUUGAGACCACGACACAAAAAUGCAGCAUAAAAUCGCUUCGACAACGACCGCAAUAAAAUGGGGUGACAUGAAAAGUGGCAGCACCAGCAGUCAUCAAUACAGGGAUAUAGGUCCUCUCUUGUCUUAUUGCUGCUGGUGCUAUUGUUGCUUUUGCGGGCAUAACUAUCACAUACAAAGGUCACUGAACAGCACAAAAUUGUAGCCUACUAGUAUGGUUUAAAAGAAUGGCCAUUAUAUAGUACAUGCUUUAUGCAGUUUUGCGAUUGAACAAAUAAUGUAAGUCUCAUUUCCUUAUUCGUGCCAGUAAUUUUCUAAGGCUGUAACAAGCAUUCCCUAUAGAAAUAUGUGCAGCUACCUUACGCAGAAUUCAAGGAUUUUUCUUUUAAGAGUUUUCAUAAUGCAUUGCAUGUUAACUCUCAGACAUUCUGAUUAGAGAGUGUAAGAUUAUAUGAAUCUGGUUAGAAAUCAUGCUCACCAGAAGACAAAUAUAUUAUUAUAAUUCUUUUUACAAAAUGUAGGCUUGUACUAUAUAUGCUAUGUACAGGAAAGAUAGCGCAGCACAUUACCAUGAUCAUAGAUGUGCACCUAUGUUCAUGAUCUUACAGUAGCAAGAAAAUGCGAGGUUAUAUAUUGGUUAUGACUCCCAAUUUUGGAUUGUGUGAGUGUUUUAUCUGAAUAUAUGCAAAAUACUGUUACUAUUUAAAUGCAGGGUGACAGACAAAAGAAUGACAUUUGCAACACUGGUUGUCUUUACAAGUGAUGCGAGUUCAUAUUCAUACCUUUUUCGGUGGAUGAUAUCUUGGACAUGUUUAAAACUAUUUUGUUACUGCACAAUAAAAUCUGCUAUUAUUAGACUGCUGAAA